UGGAAUGGUUUAACGGCCUUCCCCAUGGAAAGAUUGGGUCCUUUGAGAAACUUGCCGAAGUAUGGAUGCGAGAAGUACCAGGACAACUACAUGAAAAGAAAGAAGUUCACCUACCUAAACACAGUAGGACAAAGGGAGAAGGAGUCCUUGACUCAAUUCUUGACGCGCUGGAGGGAUGAGGUCGAUAAAGUAGAAGAGAUGGACGAUAAGACGGCCAUGUCUUUGCUGAUGAAUGCCUUCCGGUCGGGUGACCUCUACACCGAAUUUUGUAGAAGGCCACCCUCCUCUUAUCAGGAAGCCUAUAAUACAGCAUGGGAGUAUGCCGAGGCGGAGGUCCUGAAUAAGAGCAAGCAGGAGCUGGAGGAAGGCUAUACAAAAGUGAAAGCCGAGAAGCCGAAGAAGGAUGACCAGACAGGAGGGUCUAAGCCAAGGGCCACAUAUGACGGGGGUGUGCACCGGGCACUUGACCGGGUGAUGGCCAUGAUGCAACAGGCAGGUGGCCUUAUGCCAUCUGCCUAUCCUGGCAUGACGCCGCCAAUCAUGCCACCUCCGGUGUCGACCCCGUCGACAUUUGCCCCUAGGAUGGUCCCUAUACGCCCGGUGAAUCUGACAGGGACCAUGAAUGAAGCAGCACCCUCAAAUGUCCAUGAGGUCGAUGAGGCGGAGCAAGAGGAGGCCCGCAGAAGGAAGGGUAAGGCUAUAGCCAAACCCAGCAAGACCCGAGAUUCGGCGUUCAAACGCCUAGGGGACAAAGAGGAUGGGCCCCGCAAGUCUCCCAAGCUACGUCUUGGUUCUGAGAUGGGCCGGACUAGCGCAAUGGAAAGACUAGGAGGGAAUCGUCCCGCCCAAUCUCGUCGUUCUAGGGAAUCUGAGACGAUUCACCUAGACGAGGAGGAAGUUGAAAGCCAGCCCAGGGCAUCGGCAUAUACCAGGCUCUCAUAUGAUGAGGAUGACCUGGACAAGAUAGGGAGCGUAGCGAGAAAGCUAUGUGCCCUGGAGGAAAAGGUGGAAGAGAAGGCGGGAGCAAAGAAGCACACCCUGGCCAAAUCACCCUUUUCAGCCAGGGUACAUGCACAAAAAUUGAGGCGUAAG
Messenger RNA from Cuscuta campestris, 1092 nucleotides. Lineage: Eukaryota; Viridiplantae; Streptophyta; Magnoliopsida; Solanales; Convolvulaceae. The record is from the annotation of a GenBank genome assembly.